Dioszegia hungarica is the source of this 2340-nucleotide messenger RNA. Its product is annotated as OPT oligopeptide transporter protein-domain-containing protein. The transcript is spliced from 17 exons. Bases 1 to 2340 code for a protein of 779 amino acids. Gene Ontology annotation, molecular function: oligopeptide transmembrane transporter activity. Gene Ontology annotation, biological process: transmembrane transport. The record is from RefSeq and is a predicted model, not a curated record. Lineage: Eukaryota; Fungi; Basidiomycota; Tremellomycetes; Tremellales; Bulleribasidiaceae.
AUGCCGCGCCGACCCGUCAGCCCGAGCGAAGCGGAGGCGUACGAGCUCCCAUCGCUGGACAAGGGCAAGAGCCGUCGAGGGUCAAACGGAAGCGAUGAGGACGGGGUCGACGAGGAGUACAAGCUAGCAGGCGGGCUCGCUGAGGAAGAGGAGGCUUUGCUGAAUGAGCUGCCGCCGGAUUAUGAGGGGGAGGUGCUGGAGGAAAUGGUUGGCAAAGGCACGAAGAUCGAGCAGUUAAUAGCAGACACGGUCCCUUCCUCGGAUGACCCCUCUCUCCCCUCACUCACUCUCCGCACUCUCCUCCUCGGCUCCAUAUUCUGCAUCAUCGGCGCCUCGGCGUCCCAGAUCUUUUACUUCAAGUCCAACGCGCCGCAAUUCUCCAGCUAUUUUGUCAUUCUCGCGACCCUACCGCUCGGUCGAAUACUAGCGAACGAGCGGAUCGUCAAGCCGCACUGGCAUAUAGCGGGAGUCAAGUUAAAUCCUGGACGAUUCAGUAUCAAGGAGGCAAUUUUGGUCAGCGUCAUCGCCUCGUCCGGCGCCGCAUCCGCCUACGCCACCGACAUCCUGGCCAUCAUGGACCUUUACUUCCACACCACCCUCUCCGCAACGGCAUCAAUCGUCCUCCUCCUCACAACCCAGUGUAUCGGGUUCGGCCUCGCCGGAAUGGUGCACAACCUCCUCGUCUCCCCUCCGGCAAUGUACUGGCCCUCCACCCUCGUCACCGUCCAACUAUUCACCACGCUCUAUCCUACACCAUCUGCCACUUCCUCGUCCGCAACUCUUCGAACGCAGAAACUUUUGACGGCAAAGCGGUUGAAGGUGUUUCUGGUCAUCUUCCUCGCUGUGUUUCUGUACCAGUUCCUCCCGUUCCUCCUCUUUCCCACGCUUACUUCGAUAUCGGUACUAUGCCUGAUCGACAACAAGUCGUGGUGGCUCCGGACCCUCGGCUCGGCAUAUGACGGCCUGGGCUUCUUGGACUUUAGCUUUGACUGGUCCAGUAUAGGCACGGCGGGUCCGCUGUACACUCCGUACUGGGCACUAGGCAACUACUUUGGUGGAUUGGUAGGCAUGGUAUGGGUUGUAGUACCGCUUAUGCUGGUGUUCAACUUCUGGGGUGCUCGAGACUUUCCGUCAGCUGUAUCACCCGGAUUGUUCACCUCAACAUUCAAGAAGUUCGACGUUACGGCUGUGCUCAACAAGGAUCUGUCGCUGAACGUCGAGGCAUGGGACAAAGCAGCACCUCUGCUUCUUACCCCGUUCUUCGCGGUAUCAUACGGUCUGAACUUCGCCGCUCUCACUAGCGUCCUGGUGCAUGUCUGGCUUUGGCACAGAGACGAGAUCAAACAUGCCCUCACCAACAAGGGAGAGCUCAAUGACACGCACAACAAGCUCAUGCGGUCAUACCAGUCUGUUCCGCAUGGCUGGUAUAUUGGUCUGCUAGCUCUGAACUUUGGCGCAGCAGCAGUCAUCCUUGUCAAGACGACUCCGCUGCAGAUGCCAAUCUGGGCUUUGACCUUGUCUAUAGCAAUUGCUGCUCUCUUUCUCAUCCCCGUGGGAGUCAUUGCUGCGGUCAGUAAUACACAGAUCGGAUUGAACGUCUUGACGGAAUUUGUCGCUGGAGUGCUCAUGCCUGGUAAACCCAUCGGAAACGUAACAUUCAAGUGCUUCGGUUAUAUGGCCAUGUCCCAAGCGCUGGGUCUGGUUGGUGAUCUCAAGCUUGGUUGGUAUACCUCAAUACCGCCCCGUGAGAUGUUUGCUUGUCAGAUCCUCGGUACCGUCCUGGGAGCACUCACAAACUACUUCACCCUCGUCUCUGUCAUCAACGAAAAGCGGCCCUAUCUCGAUGGCACCCUUCUCGACCCCACCGGCCAAUGGACCGGCCGCGCCCCCGCUGUCUUCUACUCGGCUUCCAUCAUCUGGGGCGCUGUCGCUCCCGCGCGUUUCUUCGUUGGUCGAUAUCUCUGGUUGUAUACCGGCUUCAUACUGGGCGCGAUCGUGCCUGUUGUGUGCUGGUGGGCGCAUAAGCGGUGGCCGGGAUGGAAGCUGAACAAGAUUGUGUUUCCGAUCGUGUGUCAUGGAGCCACACAGGUGCCACAGUAUCCGUCCAAUAUUAUCCUCACCAGCGUGGCGUUCGCUGUCGCCGCACACGAAUGGGUGGCAAAGAUGUAUCCAAAGACAUGGAAUCGAUACGUCUAUGUCAUAAGCUCAGCGCUGGACGCCGGUACAUCCAUCACCGCUCUGACGAUCUACUUUCUCUUUGGGGUGCUGACGCAGUGGGAUGGGCCGAGGUGGUGGGGCAAUCCAGCGACGGAUUCGGAACAUUGUAUAGCUGGUAGUUGA